CCGUGCAGAUGAAUGAGUACAAUUCGCUUUGAAAACGGUCAAGUCAUUUCGUGUGUUUAAUAGAUUCGUGUGCUCUUUCGCUAAAGUUGAAACGAUGACAACCAGGUACGACAGGGCCAUAACGGUAUUUUCGCCCGAUGGACAUUUGCUCCAAGUGGAAUAUGCUCAAGAAGCUGUCAGGAAAGGUUCUACAGCGGUUGGUGUUCGCGGCAACGACGUUGUAGUUUUAGGCGUUGAAAAGAAGUCCGUGGCGAAGCUGCAAGAAGAACGCACAGUCCGUAAAAUAUGUCUUCUAGAUGAACACGUUGUGAUGGCAUUUGCAGGUUUAACCGCCGAUGCGAGAGUCUUGAUAAAUCGUGCGCAAAUCGAAUGUCAGAGCUAUAGAUUAACCGUAGAAGAUCCUGUUACUCUAGAGUACAUAACUAGAUAUAUAGCAGGAUUAAAACAAAAGUAUACUCAAAGCAAUGGUAGAAGACCUUUCGGAAUAUCGUGUCUCUUAGCUGGAUUCGAUUAUGACGGAGUCCCCCACUUGUACCAAACAGAGCCCUCUGGCAUUUACUACGAGUGGAAGGCAAACGCUACGGGUAGAAAUGCUAAAACGGUUCAUGAAUUUCUACAAAAAUAUUACACACCGGAAGAAGUGGCAACAGAGAAAGGUUCUAUAAAGUUAGCUAUCAGAGCUUUAUUGGAGGUAGUACAAUCUGGGCAAAAAAAUCUAGAAAUUGCUGUGAUGCGACGCGGUCAACCUUUACAGAUGCUAGAUUCCGACAUUAUCGAAAAAUAUGUUACCGAAAUUGAGAAGGAGAAGGAGGCAGAGGCUGAGAAGAAGAAGCAGAAAAAGUGAUGUCUCUGUAUAGAGUUAAGCUUUUGCUAUUCAUUCGUUGUUUCAUAUAAAAUAAAUAUACAGUGCAUAGCUAAAAAUUGGAACAAAAAUAUCAACAUUCUUUUUUUAUUUAUAUUUUAUAGCUGUGUCCAUAAAAAGUAUGUAUACAUUCGUGUAUAUUUUUAAAUACAGAAUAAGAAAUUGAAGCCGUG
Molecule: messenger RNA, 1035 nt
Organism: Megalopta genalis
Lineage: Eukaryota; Metazoa; Arthropoda; Insecta; Hymenoptera; Halictidae
Gene: Prosalpha4
Product: proteasome alpha4 subunit
Biological process (GO): ubiquitin-dependent protein catabolic process
Cellular component (GO): proteasome core complex; proteasome core complex, alpha-subunit complex
Source: RefSeq, a predicted model, not a curated record